This is a messenger RNA of Cheilinus undulatus (humphead wrasse), 8402 nucleotides long. It is a transcript of the gene scn1lab, whose product is annotated as sodium channel, voltage-gated, type I like, alpha b. The transcript is spliced from 27 exons. Gene Ontology annotation, molecular function: voltage-gated sodium channel activity; protein binding. Bases 124 to 6207 code for a protein of 2027 amino acids. The record is from RefSeq and is a predicted model, not a curated record. Gene Ontology annotation, cellular component: axon; voltage-gated sodium channel complex; plasma membrane. Gene Ontology annotation, biological process: neuronal action potential; sodium ion transmembrane transport; membrane depolarization during action potential. Lineage: Eukaryota; Metazoa; Chordata; Actinopteri; Labriformes; Labridae.
GGAGACAUCAUCAACAUGGCGACAGCUGCUGCGGCCCCCUCGGCUCGUUUUGAAAACCACGACAAUUAAGCUCCCUGCCCCAGCUGAGACCCUCGCUGCCCUCUGAAGGAGCAGGAUGACAAGAUGGCACAGCUGCUUGUACCGCCCGGACCUGACAGCUUCCGCCCCUUCGUCCCCGAGUCGCUGGCCGCCAUCGAGAGGCGCAUCGCCGAGGAGGAGGCCCGGAGACCGCGGGUGGAGCGCCGCAGCGACAGCGACGACGAGAAUGGGCCCAAGCCCAACAGCGACCUGGAGGCGGGGAAAUCUCUCCCCUUCAUCUACGGGGACAUCCCUCCCUGCCUGGUGUCCACUCCUCUGGAGGACCUGGACCCCUACUACAGCAAUCAGAAGACCUUCAUAGUAUUGAAUCGCGGGAAGGCAAUCUUCCGUUUCAACGCCACUCCUGCCUUGUACAUCUUAAACCCCUUCAACCCGCUGAGGAGGAUAGCUAUUAGAGUUUUAGUACACUCGAUGUUCAGCAUGUUGAUCAUGUUCACCAUCCUGACCAACUGUGCUUUCAUGACCUACAGUAAUCCCCCAGAAUGGGCCAAGAAUGUAGAGUACACAUUCACAGGGAUUUACACCUUCGAGUCUCUUAUAAAGAUCCUGGCCAGGGGCUUCUGUGUGGGGAAGUUCACCUUCCUGCGGGACCCGUGGAACUGGCUGGAUUUCAGUGUUAUCCUCAUGGCGUAUAUAACAGAGUUUGUAAACCUAGGCAAUGUUUCAGCUCUGCGCACGUUCAGAGUAUUACGAGCUUUGAAAACUAUCUCAGUUAUACCAGGCUUGAAGACCAUCGUUGGCGCUCUGAUCCAGUCGGUCAAAAAGCUAUCAGAUGUCAUGAUCCUCACCGUGUUCUGCCUCAGCGUCUUUGCCCUCAUUGGCCUGCAGCUCUUCAUGGGCAACCUGAGGCAGAAGUGUGUGCGCUUGCCCAUCUCAUCCAACGCCACCAACAGCAGCAAUGACACUUUCAACAGCGACAUGUUCCCCAACAACAGCAUGAUAGAGUUCAACACCACGUUCCUGCAGAACUCGACGGAGGACGCCUUCAACUGGACGGAGUACAUGAGCAAUCAUAGUAAUUACUAUUACCUCCCUGGCCGUAAGGAUGCUCUGCUAUGCGGGAAUGGAAGUGGCGCUGGGCUGUGUCCAGAGGGCUUUAUCUGCAUCAAAGCUGGCCGUAAUCCCGACUAUGGCUACACGAGCUUCGACACCUUUAGCUGGGCCUUCCUGUCCUUGUUCCGGCUCAUGACGCAGGACUACUGGGAAAACCUCUACCAGCAGACUUUACGUGCGGCAGGAAAACCCUACAUGGUCUUCUUCGUCCUUGUCAUCUUCCUGGGCUCCUUCUACCUCGUCAACUUGAUUCUGGCUGUGGUAGCUAUGGCUUAUGACGAGCAGAACCAAGCGACCAUUGAGGAGGCUCAGCAGAAGGAGGAGGAGUUCCAGGCCAUGCUGGAGCAGCUGAAGAGACAGCAGGAGGAGGCACAGGUUGCUGCGGCAGCAGCCACCGAGAGCGGAGAGUACAGCGGGAGAGGGGGCCCCACCUCAGAGUCCUCCUCAGGGACGUCAAAGCUGAGCUCGAAAAGCGCCAAGGAGAGACGCAACAGGCGGAAGAAGAGGAAGCAGAGGGAGGAGGAGGAGGAGAGGGGGGCCAGGGACAAGUUCCACAAGUCUGCAUCUGAGGACAGCAUCAAAAGAUCCAGUUUUCGCUUCUCUAUUGAUGCCAACAGGCUGUCAUAUGAGAAAAGAUGCUCAUCACCCAACCAGUCCCUCCUCAGUAUACGUGGAUCCAUUUUCUCACCUCGGAGAAACAGCCGUGCCAGCCUGUUCAGCUUUCGUGGCCGGGCGCGCGACAUGGGCUCCGAGAACGACUUUGCCGACGACGAGCACAGCACCUUCGAGGAAAGUGACAGUCGACGGAAUUCCCUGUUCUUGCCGCGUCGACUCGAGCGCCGCUGCAGCGCCGUCAGCCAGACCAGCCUUGGCGCCCCUCGGAUCAUGCUGCCUGCCAACGGGAAAAUGCACUGCGCCGUAGACUGCAACGGUGUGGUGUCGCUGGUCGGUGGAACUUCUGUUACAACCUCUCCUGUAGGUCUCCUGCUGCCUGAGGGUACUACCACAGACACAGAGUUUAGGAAACGUCGGUCAGGUUUUCACCAGCCAUCCAUGGAUUAUCUAGAGGAACCAGCAGGCCGGCCGAGAGCCAUGAGUGUGGCCAGCAUCCUCACCAACACCAUGGAAGAGCUUGAAGAAUCAAGACAGAAGUGCCCCCCCUGCUGGUACCGAUUUGCCAACACCUGCCUGAUCUGGGACUGUUGCCCACAAUGGUUAAAAAUCCGAGAGAUUGUCAGAAUGGUGGUCAUGGACCCGUUUGUGGAUCUAGCUAUCACUAUUUGCAUCGUACUCAACACCCUUUUCAUGGCUAUGGAGCAUUACCCAAUGACGAAAGAGUUUGACAACGUUCUCUCAGUUGGAAACCAGGUGUUCACAGGCAUAUUCACAGCAGAGAUGUGCUUCAAGAUCAUCGCCCUGGAUCCUUACUACUACUUCCAGCAGGGGUGGAACAUCUUUGACGGCAUCAUAGUUAGUCUGAGCCUCAUGGAGCUUGGCUUGUCUAAUGUGGAAGGCUUGUCUGUGCUCAGGUCCUUCAGAUUGCUGAGGGUCUUCAAGCUAGCCAAGUCCUGGCCCACUCUGAACAUGCUGAUCAAGAUCAUCGGCAACUCAGUCGGAGCCCUUGGAAACUUGACUCUUGUACUGGCCAUCAUCGUCUUCAUCUUUGCCGUUGUGGGCAUGCAGCUGUUCGGCAAGAGCUACAAGGAGUGUGUGUGCAAGAUUUCCAAAGAGUGUCAGCUACCACGAUGGCACAUGCAUGAUUUCUUCCACUCAUUCCUCAUCGUGUUCCGGGUGCUGUGCGGGGAGUGGAUCGAGACCAUGUGGGACUGCAUGGAGGUGGCAGGGCAGAGCAUGUGCCUGAUUGUCUUUAUGAUGGUCAUGGUCAUUGGAAAUCUGGUGGUUCUAAAUCUCUUCCUGGCUCUCCUACUGAGCUCCUUCAGCGCUGACAACCUGGCAGCAACUGACGACGACAGCGAGAUGAAUAACCUCCAGAUUGCCAUUGGCCGCAUCCAGAGGGGCAUCGACUUUAUCAAAUCCGCUGUCCGACAUUUUCUCCGCAGCCUCUGCUUCCGCACCGCCGGUAAGGGCCCCGGCUUACCUGAGGAGAGCAAACCCCUGGAUGAACUGCACAGCAACGGCAAAGGCAACUGCAUCUCCAACCACACGUCAGUGGAGAUCACCAAAGAUCCGAGUGGGAUUUACGUGACCGAGGGCAACGGACGGCCGGGAGGAGGGUUGGUGGUUGGGGUCGGGGUUGGUGGGGACACGACAGGGAAUUACCCGAUGGAGGAAUGCGCCUACAUGUCGUUUAUUCAUAACCCCAGCCUGACAGUCACUGUGCCUAUCGCUGUGGGUGAGUCGGACUUUGAGAACUUGAACACGGAAGACUUCAGCAGCGAUUCAUCUGAUAUUGAAGGCAGCAAAGAGAAGCUCGACGUAGAGCCCCAGCAGCCUCUGAGCUCAUCGGAGGGAAGCACGGUCGAUAUUCGCCCCCCAGGAGACGGGGUGGAUUCAGUGGAGCUGGAGCCAGAGGAAUCUCUAGACCCAGAGGCCUGCUUCACAGAGGGCUGUGUGAGCAGGUUCCAGUGCUGCCAGGUAAACGAGGAGGGAGCAAAUUACAAGAGCUGGUGGACGCUCAGGAAAACCUGCUUUAUCAUAGUGGAGCACAACUGGUUCGAGUCCUUUAUCAUAUUUAUGAUCCUGCUCAGCAGUGGGGCACUGGCGUUUGAGGACAUUUACAUCGAGCAGCGGAGGACCAUCAAAACAGUGCUGGAGUAUGCAGAUAAAGUCUUUACAUAUGUCUUCAUCCUGGAAAUGCUGUUGAAGUGGGUGGCUUAUGGAUUUGUCAAGUACUUCACCAACGCCUGGUGCUGGCUCGACUUCCUCAUUGUAGACGUGUCUCUGGUCAGUCUCGUAGCCAACGCUCUGGGCUACUCUGAGCUCUCUGCCAUUAAAUCUCUGAGGACCCUGCGAGCCCUCCGACCCCUGAGGGCCCUGUCUCGGUUUGAGGGUAUGAGGGUUGUGGUGAAUGCUCUGCUGGGGGCCAUCCCCUCCAUUAUGAACGUGCUGCUGGUCUGCCUCAUCUUCUGGCUCAUCUUCAGCAUCAUGGGCGUCAACCUGUUCGCAGGGAAGUACUACUACUGCAUCAACACCACCGACAACGAGGUCUUCCCCAUAGAUGUUGUCAACAACAAGUCAGAUUGCAUGGACUUGGCCAAUGACAGCGCCCGCUGGAAGAAUGUCAAAAUAAACUUUGAUAAUGUCGGAGCUGGCUAUCUGGCUCUGUUGCAAGUGGCAACAUUUAAAGGCUGGAUGGACAUCAUGUAUGCAGCAGUGGACUCCCGAAAUCUGGAAGAACAGCCGGACUAUGAAGUGAACCUCUACAUGUACCUCUAUUUUGUCAUCUUCAUCAUCUUUGGCUCCUUCUUUACCCUCAACCUGUUCAUCGGUGUCAUCAUCGAUAACUUCAACCAGCAGAAGAAGAAGUUUGGAGGUCAGGACAUCUUCAUGACAGAAGAGCAGAAAAAAUACUACAACGCCAUGAAGAAGCUUGGUUCCAAGAAACCACAAAAACCCAUACCCCGGCCAACAAAUGCAUUUCAAGGCUGUGUCUUCGACUGCAUCACAAAGCAGGCCUUCGACAUCGUGAUCAUGAUCCUUAUCUGCCUUAAUAUGGUGACUAUGAUGGUGGAGACGGAUGACCAGACGGAGGAAAUGGAUAACAUCCUCUACUGGAUCAACCUGGUCUUCAUUGUGCUCUUCACAGGAGAGUGUGCACUGAAGAUGAUCUCUCUUCGUCACUAUUACUUCUCCAUUGGUUGGAAUAUAUUCGACUUUGUGGUGGUGAUCUUGUCCAUCGUAGGUAUGUUUCUAUCUGACGUUAUUGAGAAGUACUUUGUGUCACCAACGUUGUUCCGAGUGAUCCGUCUUGCCAGGAUUGGUCGCAUCCUCCGCCUUAUCAAAGGUGCCAAGGGCAUCCGGACGCUUCUCUUUGCUCUGAUGAUGUCCCUCCCCGCCCUCUUCAACAUUGGCCUCCUCCUCUUCCUGGUCAUGUUCAUCUAUGCCAUCUUUGGCAUGUCCAACUUUGCCUACGUGAAACGCGAGGCAGGGAUUGACGACAUGUUCAAUUUUGAGACUUUUGGGAACAGUAUGAUCUGCUUGUUUCAGAUCACCACAUCAGCUGGAUGGGACGGUCUACUGGCGCCAAUUCUGAACAAAAGAGAACCCGACUGUGACAGCCAAAUGGAGCAUCCGGGGAACACCUACAAAGGCAACUGUGGAAACCCUUCAGUAGGAAUCUUCUUCUUUGUUAGCUACAUCAUCAUCUGCUUCCUUAUCGUGGUCAACAUGUACAUCGCCGUUAUUUUAGAGAACUUUAGCGUGGCCACAGAAGAGAGUGCAGAACCACUGAGUGAGGACGACUUUGAAAUGUUCUACGAAGUAUGGGAGCGCUUCGAUCCGGAUGCCACUCAGUUCAUGGAGUACAGCAAGCUCUCGGACUUUGCUGAUGCUCUUGAUCCACCACUUCGAAUGCCCAAGCCUAAUAUGAUCCAGCUCAUCUCAAUGGACUUGCCAAUGGUAAGUGGCGAACGCAUCCACUGCCUGGACAUUCUCUUCGCCUUCACUAAACGAGUCUUAGGCGAAGGUGGCGAAAUGGAUGUGCUACGUGGGCAGAUGGAGGAGCGUUUUAUGGCUUCGAACCCCUCCAAGGUGUCCUACGAACCAAUCACCACUACACUUCGCCGCAAACAGGAGGACAUGUCAGCCAUAAUUAUCCAACGAGCCUUCCGCCGCUACAUGAUCCGCCUGGCCAUGAAAAAGGCUUCUGCCCUCUACAAGGAGCAGCUGAAGGAGGGAAUCCGCGAUCCGGACAAGGACGUAAUGGUCAUCAGCAAGUUCAAUGAGAACUCCACUUCGGACAAAACAGACAUGACCCCCUCCACAGCUUCCCCACCCUCUUACAACAGUGUGACGAAAUCGGACAAAGACAAAUAUGAGAAAGAAAAUAGGGAAAAAGAAAACAAAGGGAAAGACUUGAAAGAACGGAAAAAAUAGACUCUAAAAACGGAACAAAAAAUGCAAGACACAUGAAGGAAAUUUUGUUUACAGCUUCAAACAGGGGUAGAUAGAGGUGCGCUUGUGUGUUGAUUGUUAUGAAGAAUGCUAAGCCUAAAUGUUGGGCCUAAAAAGGGAAUGCGGUAAUGUCAUAUGUGAAUUCAUUGGGUCUUCUCAGAGUGGACACAAAUGAUCCAGCAGACACUGCCAGAGAUUGACUGGAACACGGGAAAGCCUCUGCAAAACGCUUGUGAUUUUCCUAUUGGUUGUUGUUACUAUCUGACACACUUGAGUGUACUGUUAAGUUGUCUGUAGCUAGUGCUGCUGCUACUACUAUAAAUCCAGUGUCUUGAAUUUAACGAUCGCUGUAUCACUUAACAAGUACUCUGCAUUAAUUCGAUGCUUUUUUUUUUAAUUUUGAAGGUUUCUUUUUUAUGAGAAGAAUGUUUUCUACUUUUUUGUGUCAUUAUUGUGAGAAUGUGUCCACGCUUUUACUGUUGUAAACUCACCAAGGGCAGAAAAAGUCAAUGCUGGAAACUACAACAACCAUAUGGAGCUUGUACCACGCAGGGUCAAUGCCAGGGUCCUCCUCGUUCGUACAAGGUGAAAAACACUGAAGCAUACUGUUGAAGCGCAAUGGACAAAUACAUUGUGUUCAUUGGGUUCCCAUCGGUGAAUGUUGAAAUCUGAAUUUUGCUUCUAUCCUGUCAUCUCCACUUUCCAUUAGAAAAUAACGUCUCUAUACAGAGAAGCUGAAUGUAUGCAAGGAAUGAGACACAUUCAAAGAAACUGUUUGACAUUUUGGUAGGUUUUCCUUUGUCCAAUUGUUAUGUGAAAAGAUUGAUAUCAUUCCAACCUCUGUUCUUUAAUGUAAUGCUACAGCAAGGGCCACGGUAGCGUAACUUAGUAAGAAAGCUACAAGCCUAACGUACAGGUGAGACUCAAUCUGAUGCUAACCAGGAUUAAUGAAGGAAUGCAACAAAUCUACCAUCAGCGCAUAAGCUAGCGCGUUAGCUAGCUAAAGGACAAAAUCCACUAUGUAUGCGAUUUCAGACACACUGUAGCUAAAAGUUUGCGAAAAGUAAAGAUAUUUUAAGCAAGUUUACUUUCACAAAACCCUAACUGAACAUUGGAAUUAACAUAUUUUUCAGUUACAAAGAUUUGUUUGUCGCUUGUUUUAUUAGCCACUACAUCCAAAGUUAAGCUAGCUGGCUAAGCUGAACGAGUCCAUGCUGUAGCUCUAUUGUUAGCUAAGACAUAAAAACAUGAGUGGUAUCAAUCUUCUCCUUUAUAUCUUGGCAAGAAAGCUUCGAUGCUUAGAUCCAAAAAAGUCUGAACUUUCUCUUUUAAUGUGGCAUUCAAAUCUCAUUCAUCUGCUGUCAUAUUGCAGUGUCUCCUAAUGCAUUUGUUAGCCCACCUCCUCCACCACCUUUCAGAACUCUUGAAUAGAAAAUAUCUUAAGAAACAUACUGAAAAGAAAACGUCAAUCUUUCUAGCUGCUCUCAGUUUAGAACAUGACAAUAUAUCCCAUUUAAAGGUUAUAAUAUCACAGAUGUUUGUAUGACAUUUCAUGUUGUUUCUUGGUUUCAAUCAAGAAGCAAGUGGUUUUAACGUUGUGGUUUGGUUUGUAAAUAAUAUAGCUAUUUGGGCCCACAGUAUGCAUCACACUUACAUUUGAUGUAAGAGCACUUUUUAUUCCCACUGCUAUGUAAUACCACGUGUGGCGGUCGUACAUGUUGGUGCGUGUGUGAAGGAGCUGAGAGUGUGCGUGCAUUUCUAUGUCUAUGUGUAAAUUUGUAAAAUAUGGAGAGAGAAUGUAGGCGUCUGUCUUUGUGUGAGCGGCUGCUGUGUGCAACUGGGGUCAUUGGGUUGCUUUUGUUCCACUGGUUAUAAGAAACAUUUUUACUGUAGAUACGAGUGCAUUUUUUCCAGUCAUUGGAAUUGUUUUACAUUUUUUCUAGAGCUCGUUCUCUUCGGUUUCUGCACUGUAACACAUUAUGAAACACAUGUAUGGUCCCCAUAUCUGUACAUAACAAACCAUGAAGCAAUCAGUAGCCAUCUCUCAUUGCGCUUGUAGUGUUUUUGGUGAACUGCAUGCCAGAAGUGACUACUGUCCGCUCAUAUGGUCAUAUGAUUUUAAAGCCAAAAGAAUAAAGGACAUAUUUUUUGUACAUGCUUCUUUAUUUUCUCCUUUU